AUGAUCCAACACAUCAACCUUGUUCGCCUUCGGGGUUUCUGCAUACAAGGUACAAAAAGAUUUCUAGUUUAUGAUUGCAUGUCAAAUGGUUCUCUAGAGUCUCACUUGUUUAAAAAAGACAACAUUAAUGUCUUAGACUGGAAAACAAGGUACAAUAUCUCAGUUGGGACUACUAGAGGAUUGACUUACCUCCAUGAGAAAUGUAGAGAUUGCAUCAUACAUUGUGAUAUUAAGCUCGAAAACAUUUUACUGGAUGCUGAAGACAACCUAAAAGUGGUUGAUUUCGGGCUUGCUAAGCUUGUCGAGAGAGAGAUUAGUCGGGUUUUGACAACAAUGAGAGGAACACGAGGCUAUCUUGUACCAGAAUGGAUAUCAGGUGAAGCAAUCACGCCAAAAGCCAAUGUUUUUAGGUAUGGAAUGCUGUUAUUUGAGAUUAUAUCAGGAAGGAGAAACAGUGACAUAGCAGAUGAGGAAAUGGAUUAG
Molecule: messenger RNA, 483 nt
Organism: Camellia sinensis
Lineage: Eukaryota; Viridiplantae; Streptophyta; Magnoliopsida; Ericales; Theaceae
Source: RefSeq, a predicted model, not a curated record